This is a messenger RNA of Astyanax mexicanus (Mexican tetra), 1572 nucleotides long. RefSeq lists its product as uncharacterized. The record is from RefSeq and is a predicted model, not a curated record. Lineage: Eukaryota; Metazoa; Chordata; Actinopteri; Characiformes; Acestrorhamphidae. The coding region runs from base 1 to 1572 and encodes 523 amino acids. The transcript is spliced from 3 exons. Gene Ontology annotation, molecular function: catalytic activity.
AUGUCACCUGCUGAGCGCAACUAUGGUAUAGGGGAUAGAGAGUUAUUGGCUGUCAAAUUGGCUCUAGAGGAGUGGCGUCACUGGCUGGAGGGGGCUGCACACCCAUUUACCUGGACAGACGGAGAGGAGAGAUGGAUGAAGGAGGAAAAGAGGAGCAGAGGAGGACGUCUGAACGUCUCGUCCUUCCAGUCCAGAGAGAAUAGGAGGAUGGGAGGAGUGUGUGUGGAUCACAAAAUCAGAGAAGAGCUAGCACAUUGUGUUGAGGAACGAGGAGUGGAGAUCCUGGGCAUUCAAGAACACAGGAGAGUGCACACUGAAGACCCGAUUGCCUACAACAGAGUGGAGAGAUGCAUGUUCAUCUCUGCAUCUGCAUGGAGGAACGAGGCCCAGGCCGCGACAGGCGGUGUUGGGUUAAUGCUGGGAUCCCGGGCGCGUAAGGCUCUUCGUCGGGUUUACCACCACACCGACAGAAUCCUAAGCGCAGAGUUCUCGGGCAACCCAGCAACAACGGUCAUAGUCGUGUACUCACCCACCAAUGUGACAUCCUAUGACGAGGUGGAAAAGUUCUUUGAGGACCUUGCAACAGCGGUCCGAAACGCCCCAGUUCACAACUUCCUGGCCAUCCUUGGGGACUUCAAUGCAAGACUGGGACCAGAGGACGUACCCUUCCCCUACCACGACUCUACAAACCGUAACGGUUGCUACCUCGCUGCCUUCCUUACAGAGCAUGAGCUCCUGGCAGCAAACACCAUCUUCCGGAAGAGAGCAGGAAAAAGAUGGACCUUCCGAGACCGUGCCACAGGAGCACUACGGCAGCUAGAUUACAUCCUAGUGCGGAGGAAGUGGAGGAACUCCGUCAUGAAUGCUGAGCCAUACAGUACAUUUUGUUCAGUGGGCUCAGACCACCGCGUGGUCUCCAUGAGAGUUCGCCUGAGCCUUAGGGUCUCCAAACCAAGUCCCAGGAUCCGAUACAACUGGAGAGCCUUCUCAAGUGACCCUGGCCUUCAAACCAGAUACACAGAGGAGGUGAGGAGACAAUUCCUCCAGCUGGACAGGGAGGCGGAUCCUAGUAGCGAGUACAAGAGAUUCAUAUCUGCGAAUGAGGAGGCGACCAGGCUGUGGGUACCCAAGAUGGAGAGAGUCCGAACCUCCAUGCGAUCAAAACACCCAGAAGUCGUAGUAGCACGAAGCAGGGUGGAGGAAGCCCGCCUCAGCUUUGAGCGGGAGCCAACGGCAGAGAGUCGUGGGGAGCUGAAUGAGGCCAAACAGUUCCUUUUCAGAACUUAUGACACCAUCAGAGGGGAGGAACUGAUGGAGAGAGUGCGGAGGGUACAGGAGGCGCAAGGUUGUCAACAGUAUGGGGAGGCUUGGAGGGUCAUCAACGAGAUGACAGGGCGGAAGAGGACCAAGAAGGGACAGGUGGAGGGACACACCCCAGAGGAGAGGGUGACAACCUGGACCACCCACUUCCAUAGGCAACUGAGGAAGAAGUACAAUCAGUCCUCCCAAACCUUAACAUCAAUGACGGCCCCUUCACACUCGGAGAGCUUGCCAGGGCAAAAACCACCGUAA